Pseudovirgaria hyperparasitica is the source of this 735-nucleotide messenger RNA. RefSeq lists its product as uncharacterized. Bases 1 to 735 code for a protein of 244 amino acids. Gene Ontology annotation, molecular function: electron transfer activity. The record is from RefSeq and is a predicted model, not a curated record. NCBI's taxonomy places the organism in Eukaryota, Fungi, Ascomycota, Dothideomycetes, Acrospermales, Acrospermaceae. The transcript has 3 exons.
AUGGCUACUAUGUACGACACUGCUGCUGCUCCCACACCAUCGGCAGCAGCUCUCACGCCAUCAGCAGCAGCUCCUACGCCAUCAUCAGUAGCUGGUGGAGAGACUGUUCAUGUGGUGCAAGUCGGCGGAGCUAAUGGCUCGCUCACAUUUUGGCCUGAGAAUACGAAGGCCAACGUUGGCGAUCUAGUCCAGUUUCAAUUCAAUCCCAAGAACCACUCUGUAGUCCAGACAACCUUCGCGACUCCCUGUAUGCCCAUGCAACAAGUAAUGCCCAACGUGACGAAUGCAUUCUUCUCCGGCUUCAUGCCCGUGAGCGCGACCAACUCGACCAAAGACGUUCUCGUUUACUCCGUCCGUGUGACUACCGACAAGCCCAUUUGGUACUACUGCUCGCAGAUGAAGCACUGCCAGGCUGGUAUGGUUGGUGCCAUUAAUGCUCCAGAAACGGGUGACAAGACCGUAGCAGCUUUCAAGCAGCUCGCUGCCGCUGCUGCUGAGAAUCUAUCUCCUGGCCAGUUGCCAUCCGCAGGGGCAUCACCAUCAAGUGCUCCUGGUGCUCCCAAUGCUGGUGGCGCUGGCUCUUCUGUCCUACCAACUGGUGGUGCCGGCGCCGCUUCAACACCGACAGACAGCGCUGGCCUCCCUAUCUCAACUGGUGGUGCCGCAGCAUUAGACAUAGCCAAGAGCGGGGUUGUCGUUGUUGCAGCAGUGGCACUUGCAUUCCUUGCCCUAUAA